AUAUAAAAUCUUGUACUCCAUAAAAAAGUUUAUAAUUUUAAUACAAUAACGGAGAUUUUAGUUUAAAUACAGAACGCAAAAAUAUUCUAUGCGUCUGCUUCUUUCUGUGCAGUUGUGGACAAUGCUACAAAUAUGCGGUAUCUCGCGGUUUUUUUCAACCGAAGCACGUGCCAUUGCACCCCGUACUCGCAAUAACAACAAUCUCAUUAAAUUCAAAUUGGGAUUGUUUGUUUUAUUAAAUUUAUUAAUUAAAACAAAUUGUCAAUUAUUAAUCAACGUACAAAAUCAGGGUGGCGAAGUUAUUCAAGAGAUUAUAACAUCUAAUGUUAGUGAAGAUUUAAUAACUCUUGAGUUUCAGAAAACGGAUGGGACACUUAUAACGCAAGUUAUUGAUUUCAGAAAUGAAGUGAAAAUUUUAAAAGCGCUGGUUUUGGGCGAAGAAGAACGCGGUCAAAGCCAAUAUCAAGUUAUGUGCUUUGUAGCCAAAUUUAAUAAAGGUGAUUUUAUUUCAUCAGACGCAAUGUCAAAAUUGCGACAAAAAAAUCCUAGUAAUAUACGUACACCCGAAGAGGAUAAGGGCAAAGAAACUUUCACUAUGACAUCAUGGGUGCAUCUAAAUCGAUCCACUCCCAUAUCACGUCAUUUAUAUGGCGUUUGCGCUGAAGCAAUUGAUGCAACGUACGUAAGGGAUGUAGACUUAAAGGCUUGGGCUGAAUUACCAGGAUCUUCAAUUUCAAGCUUGGAAAGUGCAGUAGAGAAGUUUCCCGAUACAUUAUUCUCGCGUUGUAACGAGAUUCACUUAAUAUGCGGAUAGAACAAACUACAGUUAAACAGUGAUAAAAAUACACAGGUGAUCGCUCCACAAAAAAGUAAAUGGCUGUUAUAAUUCAAACAGCAUCUAGCAUCAAGUAGUUAUAGUAAAUUUACACCUAAACAAAAAUUUUAGAAUAGGAUAAAAAUAUUAAUAAUAUGACAAAAUAGUGAUUGAUGUAAAAGUCCACAUGCUAAGAUAUAUAAAAAAAUUCGAAGUGACUUCUAAAGUUUAAAAAUGUACAAGAAUAAAGUGGGAAAAAUUAUUUAAGAAAUAUAUGUAUGUCAUAUAUAUGUACACUAAACUGGUCAUUAGUUGUGUGGGAAAAUUUUUUUUUUGAUUUUCAUAUGUUUCUGCUUCUUAAAAUAUUCCUUUUGAUGAUAAAUUAAGGAAAAUAAAAUUUGAGAUCGAUCGCAUUGUGCCAACCCGUGCCGAGUUGAGCUCAAAGUUGUAAAAGUACCUCAAUAUAGAAAAAGUCAUAAAAUUACUACUUUGCUCGUAAAAUAUUUCAGGAAUAUUUUUGACUAAUUUACAUUAUUUAUAUGUUUUUACCUAAUUAUACUCUAUUUUGUUUGUUCUGUUUACCCAUUAUCGUUGUGUUUACGGAAUACCAAGUAUUUUUUCGGUAUUUUCUCAUGUGACGACAAGAGCAAGUCGGUCAACUUUUUCUUUACCCUUAAUUUCUGGUAGGAGUUUUCCAUCCCAAUGAAAUACAAAAGCUUGAGGGAUCUGCAAUUAUGUAUAUUAUAUAUAACUUCAAAAGUGAAAACUUUAACUAAUUUACAUCGAAAUUCUUUACAAUAUCAUGCGCUUUUCUGCGUUGGUAUUCUUUUCCCAUCAGAUGAACAGUUGUACGAUUGACGCGCUGAUCUAAUGCAGCUACUGUUGCACUUAUGAAAUGAAUUGCAGCUCUAGUAGAAAUUUUAGAUUUAUCCAUGCAACUAAGCAUUCUAUCAUCAAUGAAGUGUAUUUUUUCUCGUAAAAGACUAUCUGGUAUUCCAAUUGAAAUAUUUUCUUCCAUUGCUACUUCCGAGGACAAUGGAUAUUCCAUAAGAUCUUCAGUAUUAUCCCUAUGCUCAAUAUCGAGUCUAGAAUCUGUCGCUGCUAUUCGAAAAAUAUAUUUUCAUGUAGGAUUAUUAAAAACAAAUAAAGAAAUGUCAAACAUUGAUUCUUAUAUGUUAUUAUCUGGAACGCUUGAACAUAAAUCUUCCAUAUAUUGCUGUUUACGUUUAUCAACUUUCUCCAAUAGUUCUAACUUGCGCUUUUAUUUUUGUAAUAAUUUUUUAUCAAUGCCUGCGAGUGGAGAUUUGCUACUUUUUUAUAAUAACCUCCAUUCAUCGUACAAUUUUUGUAAUUUUUUUUUGGCAAUGAGAUUCAGUUAGAGUAGGAAUACGAGCCUUUUGCCAAAAUGGUAGUACGAUAGCAAUCACAUUUUUAAAACUUUCUUUCAAGGUCUUAUAGAAAAACAGUUGAAUUACUUACUUCAUUAACGGCAACUUUGCUCCAAAGAUUUCACUUUCACAUUUUCCUAUUAUAAAUAUAUUAUCGUCAUCGGAUCUAAGCCGCUUUGGACAUGAUUUUGAUUGCAGAGAUGAAACGGAAUUUAUUUCAAUUCAGAUUAAUUUUCGCAACGUAAAAUGAUCAAUUAUCGUUCAAUCUCUUUCUCAUUGUCAAUUUGACAGUCAAUAAACCGUUAUAAUAACAAUGUUGCAACUCAAGUUUCGUAAUACGAAAUUCAUUUCAGUGUUACAAUUUUUACUUCGUGCCAAAAUUAUGUAGGAAAUAUAAGCAGACUUAAGUGAAUUCAAUAUCAUAACGUAAAAAUAUAUAAAUAAUGUAAAUUAGUCAACUUUGAGGCCAACUCUGCACGGGUUGGCACAAUGCGAUCGACAAUGCGAUUUUAUUUUCCUUAAUUUAUCAUCAAAAGGAAUAUUUUAAGAAGCAGAAACAUAUGGAAAUCAAAAACAAAUUUUUUUGCGGCCACUCUAAUGUACACUUAGUAGAAAAAAUCUGCGUUCAACCACAAAAUUUUUUUUAAAUUUCGCAUAAUGUUUUUUAAAUUU
Molecule: messenger RNA, 2874 nt
Organism: Teleopsis dalmanni
Lineage: Eukaryota; Metazoa; Arthropoda; Insecta; Diptera; Diopsidae
Gene: oaf
Product: out at first protein
Exons: 5
Coding region: 89-814 (241 amino acids)
Source: RefSeq, a predicted model, not a curated record